GACCAAUGGGAAAAAAGAAAAUAGAAAAAAAGAAAAGAAAAUGCAUCUAAAUCCUUCCUCGUGGCUACGCCCUUGCCAUUAGCAAUUGCAGUAGUGGCAGUAUAUAAGGUCCAGUUGCAGACAUCGGCCGUAGACAGCUCCUUCUCGGUGGGUCAACAUGAACGCUCUGACUGUAGUAUCCCUUGGUGCCCUCGUCGCCAGUGGCUGUGCCUCCCUCCUCGGGCACGCGGGAGUCUUUGGUGGGUACGGCCUGAAUGGCGUGCUCCCGGGCGCCUAUGGGCAUCUCCCUCAUAUUGCUAAGGUUGUGCCUGCGACCUACAAUGCUCUUCCCUAUGGGCCUGUCUCCUACAACGUAGCUCCUUACACUCCUGUCGCCCCCAUCCAGUCCCAGUACCACGCUCAGGACGAGAUCGGCCAGUACUCCUUCGGUUACGCAGGCGGCCCCUCUUCCCGAUCCGAGUCUCGCGACGCCUUCGGUGUUGUCCGUGGUUCGUACAACUACGUGGACUCAGAGGGCAAGGUUCAGACUCAGCACUACGUGGCUGACGCCCUCGGAUUCCGUGUGUCCGGCACCAACCUGCCAGUGGCUCCCGACGCCCCAGUAGUCGCCCCUGUGGCCGCCCUUCCCGGUCCCCUUCCCGAACCCGUCCAGGACACCCCUGAGGUAGCCGCCGCUAAGGCCGCCCAUCAGCAAGCCUACGACGAAGCCGCCGCCGCUGCUGCUGCCGCUCCCGACUACGACCACGACUACCGCAAGAAGCGCUCCGUCCUUGCGGCUCCCGGCCUCGGCGUCUACUCUCCUCUCCGCUUCUCCUACGGCUUCACCGCUCCCCUCCACUACGGCCACCAUGCAGCCUAUGGCUCUCCCCUCUACCACGGCGCCGCCCUUCCCUACAACGCCGAGCUCCUCCGAGUGGUAAACAACCCCGGCCACGCUGUCUCCUACCGUGUGCACUAAGGACUGUUGUCCCUCGCAAACCUCCUGUGUGCUGUAAACCUCCAAGACAUACGGGCAGGUAGAAACAACUGUGAUUAACUCUUGUUCUCAACCAAAGUCCGAUUGGUGUCUUGAGCUGACGACAUUCAGGUUGGUGGCCUUUUACUUUGCAGUAGAGAGCGUUUAUGAUGCUGGUUAACUUCGAUUUGUAGAUUUCUAUUCUUUGAUAAUCUGUGACCGCCUUCAUGGUCGAAAGUUUCAAGAAAUAAAUCUGUAUUACACACACAAAAAUGAUAUUCAGUAAUCCUAUAUACGAUUCGUAUUUGUUAAUAAUAUAUUACCUGUGUUAUCGGACUCGUCAGUUAUAGUCCCGCUCAGUCUCCAUUCACAUCCCACAAAAGCUGCUCCAUCCAUCCAUUUAUCUACACAGACACAAAAGAUAAUAUUUGCAUAUAAUGAAAAAAUCUUUUGUGUCAGAAUCGCUUCCUUUGAGUAAUAAACACAGCGACUGAAAUCUGGACAAAUUUGGACCAAAGUCACUUGAAGAAAAUCUAUAUCUCUUUUGAAUAAAUGAAUGAAUGAAUAAAACCAUAUAAUGUAUCGCUUAUGACCAAAUUCAUAAAGGGAAGCUAAAUUGAUUACAAACAUUCCCAACUAUUAAACCAAUCAUAUAAAUGUUGGGAUUAUCUCAUUUUGUUCCCUCUCUCCUUUUUUUUCUGUCUAUGUCUCUUUCUACCUCUCUCUAGACCAAUCAGUUUGGCUGGUAUUUAUAUGGGU
Molecule: messenger RNA, 1714 nt
Organism: Penaeus monodon (black tiger shrimp)
Lineage: Eukaryota; Metazoa; Arthropoda; Malacostraca; Decapoda; Penaeidae
Product: cuticle protein 19.8-like
Exons: 2
Coding region: 158-958 (266 amino acids)
Cellular component (GO): chitin-based extracellular matrix
Molecular function (GO): structural constituent of chitin-based larval cuticle
Source: RefSeq, a predicted model, not a curated record